CGAUAGAGAUCACUGAGUAAGUCGUCUGUUCAUGUGAGCGUGGAGAUCUCCAAAUUCGAAGCCUGAUCAAAAUUUGCAGAAUUUGGCAUCAAUUGGUGUUGUUUUCUUGUUCAAUAUAGAUGAAAUUGUUUGGAAUUAAAAUUACGAAUAUUAAUGACUUGUCUCAUGCUCGGGAGAGUAUAAUGCACACCGGCCUAGCGGCUAGCACAACCCGCAUAUCUUCGGGCACAGGGCAGGCGCAAUCUCCCGACCCGGGAGCUGCGGGAGCACCAGCGUCCUGGUGAAGAAGUAGUCUGAUGAUCCGAUUCUUGGAUGAGCUGGUCGCAGUCAACAUGGAAGGGAAGCAAAUUCAUCAUGGAGUUACAUGUACCAUUCAAAAUGAUGUUGCGGUCCAAGGGACCAAUGAUAGCAGCAUUGUUAGCAAGUGUUCUGUAGCUUCAUUGGGAUACUUUAAAGAUACAUACCUUCAUCAUUUUGUGUCAAAGACAACAAGGAGAGCACCACUGAUUAACAGAGGAUAUUAUAUCAGAGCCAGAGCUAUUGAUGAUGUCCUGAAGGCAUUCCUUAAGAUAUUUGGAGAUUCUACAAAUCAGAUCAUAUCACUUGGGGCUGGAUUUGACUCAACAUACUUCAGACUACAAGCUAAUGGCUCUUUGGACAACACUGUUUUCUAUGAAGUUGAUUUUCCUCAACUGGUGAAAAGAAAAGCUGCUUUGAUACGAAAAAAAAUUGAACUGACUGAAUUGCUUCUUAACCCAAUCUAUCAUUCAUUGCUAGAUUCCUCUGGUGUUUGUAUAUCAUCUGAGAAGUACCAUCUACUUGGGGUUGAUCUGAAACAUCUAGAUACUUUAGAGAGAGUCUUCAAGGACAUUGGCGUUGACUCAGUAUUGCCCACCCUGCUUCUGUCUGAGUGUGUCAUUACAUACAUUGAUACUCACAGUUCAGAUGCUCUUAUAAAGUGGGCUGGAGGCUAUUUCACUCAUGGUCAAUUUGUUUCAUAUGAACAAGUUUUGCCUGAUGAUCCUUUUGGCAUUGUAAUGCAGAAACAUUUCAAAAAGCUGAACUCGCCACUAAACGCGAUACAGAAGUACACCAAUAAGCAAAAACACUGUGCUAGGUUUAUACAACAGGGUUGGGAUACAUCUUGUGCUAUUAACAUGUAUGAAUACUACACACAAAUCAUCUCAAAGGGUGAAAGGAUAAGAGUAGAACAGAUUGAGCUAUUUGAUGAGUUUGAGGAGUGGCAUUUGAAAUGUAUUCACUAUAUACUAGUUGCUGCAUUCAAUGGUAGAUGUGGUGAAUACAGGAGAAAUCUCUUUCCAGAAUUGCCAUUAGCACCUUCAGUAGCAGAGCAUAGCUUCGUAUCUGAUAUCAACCCAACAGUACUUGUGAAACCACACCCUCUACAGUCUACAUUAGAGGCUACCACCUUGUUGAGGCUGUUUUCACAUGCCAGUGUACUGAUUCCAGACACAAGUAAUAUUAUGAUCUCAGGAGGGUUUGGUGAUUCAGCAGGAUGUCAUAGAAGACUGGACAAGGUUCACAUGAUUAAUCAUCAUCUUGGUAACGUCAUUGAGCUGCACGCCACUCAAGGGUCUGAGAAGUUAGGACCGAGACUCCAUCACACCAUGACUGCCUUAAACUCUGGCCAAUUCCUCAUCUUUGGUGGUCGUACAUCUCCUUCUAAACCUUGUACCAUUCCAUACAUCCUGACUCUACAGAACACCCAUCAUCUACCAUCCUAUCAGCUACAAACUGUACAGGGAGGAGAGGUGUCACCAUCCCCUAGGUGGAGGCAUACAGCUACCCCAUUGACUCUAGCUGGAAGGGAGUUUGUUCUGGUGUAUGGUGGUAGGGGUGUAGAAGGGCACCCCUUAGGUGAUACUUGGCUCUUAGAUGUAGAGAAGAUAUCAUGGCAAAGGAUACACUUUGAAGGAGGAUUCAUUGAUGCUAGACAUUCUCAUUCUGCCACACCUUGGGGUAACUCCUAUGUGGUAGUAACAGGUGGUAUAGGGUGUGAUACCACACCCCUACACUCUAUAGUAAUCCUCAAUGUAGAAACCAAGUCACAUACCAUCCAAGAAACCAUACCAUCAUUAAAACCAAGGUAUUCACAUACAGCUCACAUAGUAGAAGACCAGCUAUAUCUCCUGGGUGGGGUGCAACCAAUCACUGAUACCCCACCCUCACUAACCAUCAUCCAUCUUAUUACAUGGACUCUACUUGAAAUCAGAUUAGAGGUGUCUUCUCCAGAAUGUCCAUUGAUGCUUCAUAACCAUACCAGUCAUUGGCUACCUGAAAGAGAGGGCGUCCUUGUCAUUGGAGGCGGAGGGAAUUGCUUUUCUUUUGGCACCCAUCUGAACCAAACUCCAGUAGUCAUUGAGGGCAUACUUCAAUAUAAGUCAACCAGGUAGCAAACAGUAUGAUCCAAGGCAUGACUUCACUCCAGUAAUCACUGAGGGCACACUUCAGAAUAAGUCAUCCUGGGGAGCGUUUUAUGAAAGGAUUUGUCGGACACUUUAUCCGACAAGUACUGUUUAUCGGACACUUAAUAUAGUAAGAGUGCCUCUCAGCCAAUCAGAAUCAAGGAAUGUUGUCAGAUGAAAGUGAUGAGGAAACUUUGUAUGAUUCAUGUCAUGGAUAAACACCAGUUUAAGAGUGCAUUUCAGUCAACCAACACAAUAUGACCAUGGCAUACAAUGAAAAGGAGGUUUAACCCUAAAAAGACUGGGGGGGCUGAAUCAGCCCCCCCCCUCGACAUUUUUCGCGAUAAAUCCGCCGCGC
Molecule: messenger RNA, 2784 nt
Organism: Lytechinus variegatus (green sea urchin)
Lineage: Eukaryota; Metazoa; Echinodermata; Echinoidea; Temnopleuroida; Toxopneustidae
Product: tRNA wybutosine-synthesizing protein 4-like
Exons: 14
Coding region: 297-2414 (705 amino acids)
Biological process (GO): tRNA methylation; wybutosine biosynthetic process
Molecular function (GO): protein binding; tRNA methyltransferase activity
Source: RefSeq, a predicted model, not a curated record